UUUCGCGCUCACGGCUCCGUGUCUCCUCUUGGCUGCGUCGCGCCCUCCUAGCCUGCGAUGUUGCCGUGGUGACGGUGGCUGUUUCGUGCGCGGGAGGAGAGCGCAGGGCCGGCCCCGCCGCCACGCACAGCCCGAGGCCUCGGCCUGGCCCGCGAUGGCGAUGAAGAUCCGCAGCAACACCAGGAACAGCCGAGGGACGGCUGAGGAGCGGCAGCGCUGCCCGCCUGCUAGCACCAGGGCCUUGCAGAAGGGGACCAGCCCGCGCCGGGAUAGGCGCAAGGAGUGCACCCCGCCCAAGGCCAAGCCCGGGGUUUUGGGGGCUUCUGGCAAGUGGGUGUCCGGCAUUGGGGGGCAUCUCUGCCUCGACGAGUCGGCACUCAGUAGCCUGGGGACCACCAUCCUGCUCGCAAUCAUUGCGGGAAUUUUGCAUUGGUACCAUAUAGCUAGUCUCUUUGAAAAUAAUCGACAUUUCUCUCACCUUUCAACAUUAGAACGUGAAAUGGCCUUUCGUACUGAAAUGGGCUUGUAUUAUUCAUUCUUUAAAACCAUUAUUGAGGCACCCUCAUAUAAUGAAGGCUUAACUUGCAUAAUGAACGAUCGCUUGACUGAAUAUCCUUUGGUUAUCAACACCUUGAAGCGGUUCAACCUUUAUCCAGAGGUAGUGCUGUCUAGCUGGUACCGCAUUUACCUUGCCGUUGCAGAUUUUCUUGGCAUUUCGACCAAAACUUGUUGGCGUGUGGACCGAGGUCAUGGGUUCACUCCUGUGGAUAGCUGCGAAGGAAUGGGAGACCCUGCCCAUUUUUAUGUCACGUUUGUUUUUUUGCUAAAUGGGUUUAUGAUGUCACUAUUUUUCAUUUAUGGAACAUACUUGAGUAGGAGCAGGCUUGGUGGCGUGAUCACUGUUGCUUGCUUUUUUUUCAAUCAUGGUGAGUGCACAAGAGUCAUGUGGACCCCUCCUCUCCGUGAGAGCUUCUCUUACCCCUUCCUAAUUUUGCAGAUGCUGCUUUUAACCUGCAUACUAAGAAGCCACACAGUAGAGAAGAAGACAUUGGCUGCAUUUUGUAUUGCAAAUAUCUUUUUCCUGCUUCCAUGGCAGUUUGCUCAGUUUGUGCUGCUCACACAGGUAGCAUCACUGUUUGCAACGUAUGUUUUGGGUUUUAUUGAUGCCCGUAAGCUGCUGAACAUUAUAUAUGCUCACAUGAUUUCCCUAGUGGUUUGCUUUGUGCUGAUGUUUGGAAAUGCCAUGCUGUUAAGCUCCUAUUAUGCUGCCUCUCUGGCUGUUGUUUACGAUCUCUUGGCAGCAUCACCGCAUUUCAAAAUGUAAUUGGAAAUAAGUUCUAUGACUCUUUGGAUUAUUAAAGGAUUCACCUGGCUUGUUGGAACCAUAAUCCUGAAAUUUGUGGCUUCUAAAUUAUUAGGAGUUACAGAUGAUGCACACAUAAGUAAUCUACUAAAAUCUAAGUUUACCAACUACAAAGACUUUGACACCUUGAUGUAUACGUGUGCUGUGGAGUUUGAUUUCAUGGAGUUAGAGACUCCCUUGAGAUAUACAAAAACUCUGCUCCUCCCGGUGACUGUCUGCGUUUUUGCAGUUAUUGUUGCAAAGGUGGAUAGGAUGGGAUCUCAAAACUCACCCUCCACCGUACAACACGUUCAUUGUACUCCCAUCCUAAGAUUGCCUGACCGAUUCUGCAAAACUCGAAUAGAGACUUUGAAGGAGCUGGUCUGUUUGUUAAAAGAAAGAAAUUCGCAAAACAUAGAGUGGAAGACUUCAGUUCAUGGAGAGAUGGUCUAUCACGUUUUCCAAUUGUUGGCGUUUGUCCUACUGGGUGUUCUCAUCAUGAGGCUCAAACUUUUCCUCACACCUCACAUGUGUCUCAUGGCGUCUCUGAUUUCUUCCAGACAGUUUUUUUGGUGGAUCAAGAAUAAAUCCCAUCACCGGAUAUUUGUGUGUGUGAUGCUAGCGGCAAUGGCUUUGCAGGGAGCCUUCAACCUGAGGGAGCAGUGGAGCAUCAUUGGAGAGUUCAGCAACUUCCCCCAGGAGGAGUUAUUGGAGUGGAUUAAAGAAAACACCAGGACGGAUGCUGUGUUUGCUGGAGCCAUGCCCACAAUGGCAAGCAUCAAACUAUCGACAGGGCGUGCUAUCGUAAACCACCCGCACUAUGAAGAUGCAGGCUUGAGGGCAAGAACAAAACUGGUGUAUGCGAUGUACAGUCGGAAGUCGGCAGAGGAGGUGAAGACUGGGCUCCUUAGCCUGGGAGUAGACUACUUUAUUUUUGAAGAGUCGUGGUGUUUGAGGAAAACGAGAGAGGGCUGCAGUAUGCCAGAAAUUUGGGAUGUGGAAGAUGCGGAGAAUGCAAUGAAAACACCUUUGUGCUCAGUGAUUUCCAAAUCACCGGCUCCACACUUCACUCCUGUGUUUCACAAUGAUGUUUACAAAAUCUUAAAGAUGAAGAAAAGUCUCAGCUGGACAUAAAAGUCAGUGGAUGGACAGGUGUGGUUAAACAUUUCUGUGCUGAUAAGGUCGCCCAAAUUUCUUGUAUAUGGCAACUGGAGGUGUGAAUGAAGCUGAAAUCAAAUGUAGAAAUAUGAUCUUUGUAAUUGUUCCUUUAUAAGCAGUAUUUUCAUGUCUUUAUGGAGUUAAUGCAUAUGUGAUUAUUUUCAAUAAAGAUUUUGUGAGUAAA
Molecule: messenger RNA, 2684 nt
Organism: Amblyraja radiata (thorny skate)
Lineage: Eukaryota; Metazoa; Chordata; Chondrichthyes; Rajiformes; Rajidae
Gene: dpy19l1l
Product: dpy-19-like 1, like (H. sapiens)
Exons: 25
Cellular component (GO): nuclear inner membrane
Molecular function (GO): mannosyltransferase activity
Source: RefSeq, a predicted model, not a curated record